GGGGCUCUGCCAGCCCGCCGCAGACCUGCCCGGCUGCGCGCCGCGCCCUGUGCGUCCCAGCCGCUGCGGGUGCCACGCCGAAGGCGACCGGGAGACCCCGGGACGCACAGCUCCCCGCAGCCCCGAGCGCCCCGCGCCCUGGCCCGCCGGCAUGGCUGUGCUCCUGGCGGCGGUGCUCGCGUCCUCGCUCUACCUGCAGGCGGCCGCCAACUUCGAUGGGAGGUGGCCCAGGCAAAUAGUGUCUUCGAUUGGCCUCUGUCGUUAUGGUGGCAGGAUUGACUGCUGCUGGGGCUGGGCUCGCCAGUCCUGGGGACAGUGUCAACCUUUCUACGUCUUAAGGCAGAGACUGGCAAGGAUAAGGUGCCAGCUCAAAGCUGUGUGUCAACCACAGUGCAAACACGGAGAGUGCAUCGGGCCAAACAAGUGCAAGUGUCAUCCUGGAUUUGCUGGAAAAACCUGCAACCAAGAUGAGCCCUCCUACCCAACUCCUCUUGACCAAGGCAGUGAACAACCUCUUUUCCAACCCCUGGAUCAUCGAGCCACAAGUGCGCCUUCAAGGGAUUUAAACGAGUGUGGCCUGAAGCCGAGGCCCUGUAAGCACAGGUGCAUGAACACUUUGGGCAGUUACAAGUGCUAUUGUCUCAACGGAUACAUGCUUCUGCCAGAUGGGUCCUGCUCAAGUGCCCUAUCAUGUUCCAUGGCAAACUGUCAGUAUGGCUGUGAUGUUGUCAAAGGACAAGUCCGAUGCCAGUGUCCUUCUCCUGGCCUGCAGCUAGCUCCUGAUGGGAGGACCUGUGUGGAUAUUGAUGAAUGUGCUACAGGAAGAGUCUCCUGCCCUCGGUUUAGGCAGUGUGUCAACACAUUUGGGAGUUACAUCUGCAAGUGUCAUACUGGUUUCGACCUCAUGUACAUUGGAGGCAAAUAUCAAUGUCACGACAUCGACGAAUGCGCCCUGGGGCAGCAUCAGUGCAGUGGCUAUGCCCGCUGUUACAACGUGCACGGGUCCUACAAGUGUAAAUGUAAAGACGGAUACGAGGGUGACGGACGGAACUGUGUGUAUAUCCCCAAAGUCAUGAUUGAACCUCCAGUUCGUGUGCCAGAGAGAAAUGAUACCAACUUAAAGGGUGAUGGCGGACAUGCUAACAGGAUUCCUGAUGCUGGAAGUACUAGGUGGCCCCUGAAGACACCGUAUAUCCCCCCUGUCAUUACCAACAGACCCACUUCCAAGCCCACAACAAGACCCACACCAAAUCCAACGCCACAGCCUACUCCACCACCCCCACCACCCCUCCCAACAGAGCUUAGAACAACUCCACUACCCCCCACCCCAGAAAGGCCGUCCACCAGACCGACAACCCUAGCACCUGCUACCAGUACAUCCCCUCGAGUGACUACGGGUGACCACGGGACACAGACGGAUCCUCAGAAACCCAGAGGAGACGUGUUCAUUCCACGGCAGCCUUCAAAUGACCUGUUUGAAAUAUUUGAAAUUGAAAGAGGAGUCAGCGCGGAUGAUGAAGCAAAGGAUGACCCAGGUAUUCUCAUACACAGUUGUAAUUUUGACCAUGGACUUUGUGGAUGGAUCAGAGAAAAAGACAGCGACUUGCACUGGGAGCCGGUCAGGGACCCAGCAGGUGGACAGUAUCUCACAGUGUCUGCAGCCAAAGCCCCCGGGGGAAAAGCUGCUCGCUUGGUGCUCCCUCUCGGCCACCUCAUGCAUGCAGGGGACCUGUGCCUGUCCUUCAGGCACAAGGUGACUGGGCUGCACUCCGGCACACUGCAGGUGUUUGUGAGGAAACAUGGUGCCCAUGGAGCAGCCCUGUGGGGAAGAAAUGGUGGCCAUGGCUGGAGGCAAACCCAGAUCACCUUGCGAGGGGCUGACGUCAAGAGCGUCAUCUUCAAAGGUGAAAAAAGGCGUGGUCACACAGGGGAGAUUGGAUUGGAUGAUGUGAGCUUGAAAAAAGGUCACUGCUAAGAAGAACACUAGCAGCUCCAGAGCUGGCAGUGAACUGUGUCGUUCUUCCUCCUUUUUCAAUCCUUGCCUUCUCAUCUCCUCCCCCUUAUCAGGCCUAGGGCAAGAGUGGGUCAGGAGGAACGCUGGUUGGUGAGCCAGGCCUUGGCGGCCUGCUUUUGUGCCAUCCCGGUGAACAGUGACACCUUCCUUGAAGUCCAGGAGCAUCUGGAGACACAUCCUGCCCUUCUAGGGUGGUUCCUUCUCUACCCUGUAUCUCCUUUAUGAAGGUCUUUGGCAUAUAUGACCCAUGCCACCCUUCAUCCUGGUUACAGAGUGGGCCUGAUAGCCAGCUAUGGGGGAAGUUUCCACUCGACGCAAAAGGCAUUCUGUGAUCUGUCCAGUGUUGUACCCUGAGUAGUAUUGACGUCGCUUAUGGUAUGAUGUACAGCGUGCUUGUGAAACUAGUUGAUCCUCUUCACUUGUGCUGGCCUGACCUCACUCUGACUUGUACUGCCAUACACUUUAUAACGGAAGGGCGUAUAACAUAUUAAGAUGCAUUUAUUCUUGUAAACGGUGUUUUUCUUUUAAAGAGAGUUAUGUAGGGUGGGCAUGGAAUUCCUUGUUAGUAGUACUGUGUUUGUGUAAAUGUGCUAUUAAUAUAAGUAUUUACGUGUUCCUGAUAUUCACAGACUCUAGUUGCAAGGUCAAAGGCAGCUUAUGAUAGCUUGAGUGAAAAAAAAAAAUACAUGGUGAAAUUGUCAUCCAUGCCAUGAUCUUACACUGGCAGCAAGAAAACUGGCAGAGGUGUCCGCUGGGGUGGAAGCAUGACUCGACUUCGAUGUCCUUGAGUUUGACCUUUACAGAAGGAAAUAAACCAUUAAGGGAAGCAAGGGCCUGCAGUUAAUAUAUAAAACCCUUACGUUUUGAGUUAUACUUUAAACCAACAGCUUUCACCAUUGUAAGACGGCUUCCCUGGUGAGAAACUUGGUAAAGAUGAGUGGGGAGUGGAAGUGUACGGGCAGGGCCCACGGGACAGGCGUUCACAACGAGCUGUAAGCUGACAGGGUGUCCAUGAGUGUAGGUCAUGGCUGACAUGUUACCCGAGGCCGGGAUGGGAAGCGGGCCUGUGCACCGAGGUGCUGUGUGCAAUGGAAUGAGACACAUGCGGUAGAGGAGGAUGGGAUUGGAAUUCUAGUAUCCACGGAGCCCCAACUGUAGCUCCUCUCUAUCACACCUUCGCUAAACGAAAAACUCCUAACUUUAAAACAUCAGCUUUCUCCUGACCUUCUCUCUCAUUUCUGAUUAAGUAAUCAAAAUAUUUUCUGCUGUUUUUGCCAGGAAACACAGAGAUGAUUAAAGGGUUGGAAAAAAAGAUCUAUGAUGCAAAAGUAAAGGAACUGGGAUUAUUCAGCCUGGAGAAGAGAAGACUGAGGGGCAAACCAUUGAUGGUUUUCCAGUAUGUGAAGGGUUGGCACCAAGAGCUUGGAGACCAGCUGUUCUCCAUGUGCACUGAGAAUAGAACAAGAGGAAACAGGCUUAGGCUAGGGUGUGAAGGGGCACUUCCUGGCAGGGACAGUUGCUAAGCCAAAUUCUUUACCAAAAAGAAGUGUGAAAAUUGUAAUCUCACUCUCUCAUAUCUAUCUAUCUGUCUGUCUGUCUGUCUAUCUAUCUAUCUAUCUAUCUAUCUAUCAUCUAUCUCCCAUCUCCCUCUACCUCUCACCCUCUUUCCUGUUCACCUCUCUUCCUCUCUAUCUUCUCUCCCCUCCCCCCAUUUAAAAAACUACAUUAAAAUUUUACCUAUUUAAUAAAGGUAAAGUACCAAAUUAUGAACGCUAGAAAAUACUCUGACCCUCACAGUAAUAUAUACCAAUGAGUCUUCAGAAAGAAGCGAUUUGGACUAAGCCCUGAACCAGGCAUUCUUAUCUUGACCUAUUGGAAAGAGCACAAAAGGAGAUGUUGAGCUCACUGAGAUGCCGCUCCCUCAACAGCCAACAACAGUAUCAAAACAACGAAUCCCCCAAACCAUUUAUUUUUGAAGAGGUUAUAACAGACAGAUGGUGCAGUAGCUUAAUAAUGUCCUAAUGCGGCAGUGUUAAUGUUUUAUUCCUGGGUAAGGGGGUGAGACUGUUGUUUGUUCAAUGGUGGCUUAUUUGGACUUGUUUUUCAGAGAAAUCCUAUCAAGAAACACAGGUCAGAGAGAUUUUUGUCUGGUGCAUUGUCUCUGCUUUGCAUGGGACAAGUUAACAUGGCUACUGAAUAUGUGUCAACCACAGCACUGUCAGCCCUCUCCCUCACCUUCUCCCAUGGCUCACUUUCUCAGUAGGAGCCUUCCAAUUCCACAAGCUGGUAAUUUGUUUUUUUAAAACAGGUCCAAGCGACUUUGACAUUUAACUGAUAAAGGCAGAGUUGGAGCUUCUGACCCAAGUCUUUAAAGCCAGAUAAAAUGUUCUUACAUCCAUGUUUCAUGACUCAGUUCCUUUUUGGUCAUGUAGCUACACAGCUAAAGACGAAAAUAAUUGAGAAUUUCACUUUUAGGUGCCAAUAAGACAUUGCACUACACUGAAGAAGUUAUCCAAAGUACUGUAUAACAUCUUGUUUAUUAUUUAAUGUUUUCUAAAGUGAAAAAUGUUCGUGGUUUUCAAAAUGGCCAAAUAAAAGCAAUCUUUGUAAAUAAAAACACUGUUAAUAAUA
Peromyscus leucopus (white-footed mouse) is the source of this 4645-nucleotide messenger RNA. It is a transcript of the gene Npnt, whose product is annotated as nephronectin. NCBI's taxonomy places the organism in Eukaryota, Metazoa, Chordata, Mammalia, Rodentia, Cricetidae. The record is from RefSeq and is a predicted model, not a curated record. The transcript is spliced from 14 exons. Gene Ontology annotation, cellular component: membrane. The coding region runs from base 152 to 1975 and encodes 607 amino acids. Gene Ontology annotation, molecular function: calcium ion binding.